This is a messenger RNA of Oncorhynchus gorbuscha (pink salmon), 874 nucleotides long. RefSeq names its product eukaryotic translation initiation factor 1A, X-chromosomal. The coding region runs from base 156 to 590 and encodes 144 amino acids. Gene Ontology annotation, cellular component: cytoplasm. NCBI's taxonomy places the organism in Eukaryota, Metazoa, Chordata, Actinopteri, Salmoniformes, Salmonidae. Gene Ontology annotation, biological process: translational initiation. Gene Ontology annotation, molecular function: translation initiation factor activity; RNA binding. The record is from RefSeq and is a predicted model, not a curated record. The transcript is spliced from 7 exons.
AUGUCAUGCGUAAACCGAUGCACAAGAGGUGAAUUGGGUUUCCGUGAAUUCUGCCGGGAGAAAUUGGGCAGUUUUUCUUUCUCAUUAUUGUUCAUAUAGCAGUAAGCGCCACCCAAUCACCACGGGACGAAGAGAAGAUCUGAGCUGUAAAGAAUAUGCCCAAGAAUAAAGGUAAGGGAGGAAAGAAUCGUCGACGUGGAAAGAAUGAGAACGAGUCAGAGAAGAGAGAGUUGGUGUUCAAAGAGGAUGGGCAGGAAUAUGCCCAGGUGAUUAAGAUGUUGGGUAAUGGGAGGUUGGAAGCCAUGUGUUUUGACGGAGUUAAGCGGCUCUGCCACAUCAGAGGAAAACUCAGGAAAAAGGUGUGGAUUAACACGUCAGAUAUCAUCUUGGUGGGACUGAGAGAUUACCAGGACAACAAAGCUGAUGUUAUCCUGAAGUACAAUGCAGACGAGGCCAGGAGUCUGAAGGCCUACGGAGAACUGCCGGAGCACGCCAAGAUCAAUGAGACGGAUACCUUCGGUCCCGGGGACGAUGAAGACAUCCAGUUUGAUGACAUCGGAGAUGAUGAUGAGGACAUUGAUGACAUCUAAGGACCUUCUAGGGGAAGGUGGAAUUUUUAUCAUCUGCUCUGAAAAUCAGCACAGGACUUCUACUGGAAUCACUGUACCCUCUGCCCACAUUUGUGGCUGUGUUACCUAUUGACGACCCCGCCCACACGUUCAGCCCUCCCACUAACUCAUUGAUAACAUGACUGCAGCUGCUUGCAAUUUCUUGCGGUGUCUUUUUUAAUGUAUUUAUAUCGAUUUCAUGUGGAGUGGAAUUUACUUACAAGUAUAAAAUCUCUAGAUUUGCAAUAAAAAUAUAAACCAUUUUA